Petromyzon marinus (sea lamprey) is the source of this 1858-nucleotide messenger RNA. RefSeq names its product NADH:ubiquinone oxidoreductase complex assembly factor 3 (gene NDUFAF3). The record is from RefSeq and is a predicted model, not a curated record. Gene Ontology annotation, cellular component: mitochondrial inner membrane. Gene Ontology annotation, biological process: mitochondrial respiratory chain complex I assembly. NCBI's taxonomy places the organism in Eukaryota, Metazoa, Chordata, Hyperoartia, Petromyzontiformes, Petromyzontidae.
GACUGCGUCGCGCCGUGUUGUGACGGUUGACGUCAUCGGGCAGCAUGGCGGUGCGCUUGGUCGCACGUGCGGCGGUCACGGGCCUGGGCCGGGCAGGAGGAGGCCGCAGCCUCCUAGGGCCCGCGGCGCUCCCCGUCCGCCGCCUCUGCAGGCCGUUGAGCGGCGCCAGCCCUUCGGACGAUGACCUCUACGAGAAGACGACGGUGACGAUGCUGCAGCGAGACUCGCCCAACACGAUCUUCGUGGACAGCUACGGCCUGCACGGGUUCACCGUCAACGGCAAUCGCGUGAUCGGUCCGUGCGCCAUCAUCCCCCAUGCCAUCAUCCAGUGGAACGUUGGAAGCUGGAAGGAUAUCAGUGAAGAAAGCUUAUCAUUGUUUUACCUUCUGGAGCCCCGAAUAGAAAUCCUCGUUUUGGGGACGGGUGACCGAGUGGAGCGUCUGGACGCGCAGCUGCUGCGCUUCAUGACACGGCAGGGAGUCGCCGUGGAGGUGCAGGACACGGGCCACGCGUGCUCCACAUUCAACUUCCUCGUCAACGAUCGCCGCCUGGUGGCUGCAGGACUCAUCCCGCCCACGAAGUUGGAGUGACCGCGGUCGACGUGCGGCAAGGGGGAGGCCAUGGGGAACCGCGGUGGCUAGGAGAUGUUAACUCCCUCGCCUGAUAUGCAGGCGGUCGUGGGUUCCAUCUGGGGGACCCUGCUGACGCCUGUUGUGUAUUUGGAGUUUGCGUGGAUCUCUCUCCCCGUGGCCACGUAGAUUUUCCUCCCGGUUCUCUGUUUUUUUCCCCCCUUACGUGUUAAUUUUUUUUUAUAUAGAACGCUGCAUCACGCUGUUGGUCUGCGCCAGGUUAAGUUUAAUUCGGGGGGGGGGGCAGGGCUAUUUAUAGUGUAUGGGGGCCCCCUCUUUGUAUUUUAAGUUAAUUCCCUUGACUGUUUUACCAACACCCAUGCCCCGGUGCCACACAGUUAUUUCAGUUCCGGUUUUUAAACAUUAAUGUACAAAUUGUUAAGCUAAAUAUAUCAAAGGUAAAAGGAACAAAACUAUUUUAAGUUUGGCAAAUAACUUGGAGUAACACAUAGCGAUACUUUGGCUCAAAUAACAAAAUUACACAACAAUCAUUAUAUAUCCGUAUAAUUUUUUGGGGUCUCUCAAAAGCGGAGGGCCCUGGUAGCAGCCUCGAACGGCCAGGACUGCGAUAAUCCGGCCCUGGCUGUGGUAUCCAACCUGGGCUUCAUUGUAAAGGAAACGAUCCUUCUGUGGAAUGCGGGAUAAUACAACUGUCGUUUAUUCGGAUAAAAAAAACACGGAUACACGUGUGAGUUAGGCUAUGAGGAGGUAUUCGUUGGUUACCUCUAUAAUGGGGGUGGGGGGGGGCGCGAAGACAAUGCAUCGUCUCAAUUUAUUGCUUCUCAAAGUCACGCGAUUCACUUGCCAACGUGUUUGCUGUCAUGUGGGCACCGAGUCGCUGACCCCCGACGAGUGUGGAGCGGCUGAUAGUUCAACCGGCGUGCGCGCAAAAGAAAUAUCUUUCACAAGCACGGUUCAUUCACAACCCGGAUAGUCUGCCCGCGGGGUGAUCGACAGUUGAAGCAUGUGUGCGGGACGUCGCGUUUAUGAAAAUGUGCGGCGUUGGCAGCGCGCUGUGUGCGUGUCGAUUUGAGCCGUCGAAACGCCGCGCGGUAGCGUGUGCCGAAUGUUUACGACCCGAAAAAAAGCGACAACUGUGAACGGUGCAGGAGUCUCGGGGAAUUUUGCGGUCUAUGGAUGGAACAAGUCAAAGGAGCUCUUCUCUGGACGAUGUUUUACUUUGAAACGAGGAGGAAAUGGAGGUGAUUAAAAUAUCUCACGCCACACGA